Messenger RNA from Talaromyces marneffei, 285 nucleotides. RefSeq lists its product as uncharacterized. Gene Ontology annotation, cellular component: cytosol; nucleus. Gene Ontology annotation, biological process: intracellular iron ion homeostasis. Gene Ontology annotation, molecular function: 2 iron, 2 sulfur cluster binding. The transcript is spliced from 2 exons. Bases 1 to 285 code for a protein of 94 amino acids. The record is from RefSeq and is a predicted model, not a curated record. Lineage: Eukaryota; Fungi; Ascomycota; Eurotiomycetes; Eurotiales; Trichocomaceae.
AUGGCCGAUUCAGCAAGUACAUCCGGUGUUACAGCUGAUGGCCUGAAAGACAAGCUAUCAACACAAUUGGAAGCGCAGUUCGUGGAGAUUGAGGACAUGUCCGGCGGAUGUGGUCAGGCCUUCCAAGCGAUCAUCGUAUCCCCCCAAUUCGAUAAGAAAACCAUGCUCGCGCGUCAUCGACUGGUCAACUCGGUGCUCAAGGACGAGAUUGCUGCGAUUCAUGCGUGGACGCCCAAGUGUUAUACCCCGGAGCAAUGGCAGAAGUUGCAGGAUGAGCGGGCUUAA